AAGUCUUCGAUUUGUGACAAAGAAAAGUUGUGAGUUUGAAGGUGGAAAGUUCCCUUUAGAGUCGUGUUCUCUGUAGCAGAAGUCUUUUAUUGCAACAAAAAAGAAAGGUAGCCUGGAUUUAUUGAUCACGGUUAGAGGAUUAAAAACCAUGAGCCAUCUUGAGGAGUUAAAGCAAGAUUGCGAUGAAUUACGUGCAUUUAUUGCCGAAUCCAGCCGGGCACGUGUGAAGGAAGUCCUACAGCGUGAACUCAUCAAACUUGAGCAAGAAGUCUCACUGCUGUCGCGCGAGAAACCGGCUUCCACUGAUCAACCAAAUGCUACUGCUGAGGAAAAACCAAGCUCCUCGAAACCAGUAACUGUGUCAAGCUAUACGAAAAAGAUCACUUCAUACGGCUGGGAUCAGUCUGACAAAUUUGUCAAAAUCUACAUCACACUUCCAGAGGUUGAAACUGUCCCCAAGGAAAGCCUAGUUCCAAAUUUUGGAGAUAGAUCCGUCGAAGUGACAGUUAAGGGUCUGAAAGGGGUAAAUUACCAACUUCAAAUUUGUCGUCUCUACAGCUCAAUUGUUCCUAGCACAAGCUAUUUGAAGGCCAAAUCAGGAACCCUGACAGUCUUUCUGAAAAAGGAAAAAAUGGGAGAGAAAUGGGAAGAUGUAGUGUACAAGGAGAAGAAAGAUUUUAAGCCACCUGGUCUUGAUGAAUCCAAGGAUCCAUCAGAGGGAAUUAUGGACUUGAUGAAGAAAAUGUAUGAUGAAGGGGAUGAUGAGAUGAAGAAAACUAUUACUAAAGCAUGGAUGGAGUCGAGGGAAAAGCAGGCGUCAGGUAUCAUGUGAUUGAUUGAUGGACAUUUGUUGAUUAAAAGUCGUUUGAUUAGGGAUUGAUUGAUGAUAAAGUCAAGAUUUGCUAACAUUUAUUUAGUUAAAUUGUUCUUGUUCUAAAAAAAACUUCUGUUAAACUCUGAUUUAAGCACUGGUAUAAAAUUGUAUUUACACAAUGUAUGCAAUUAGUUGUGUAUCAAACAAGGCAUUGCUUAGUUGGUAGUGAUCUUGAAGCAUAUUAUGCUAAAUAAACCUAUUAUUUUAUUA
Molecule: messenger RNA, 1084 nt
Organism: Nematostella vectensis (starlet sea anemone)
Lineage: Eukaryota; Metazoa; Cnidaria; Anthozoa; Actiniaria; Edwardsiidae
Product: calcyclin-binding protein
Exons: 1
Coding region: 149-832 (227 amino acids)
Cellular component (GO): nucleus
Molecular function (GO): tubulin binding; S100 protein binding; ubiquitin protein ligase binding
Source: RefSeq, a predicted model, not a curated record